Messenger RNA from Microcebus murinus (gray mouse lemur), 8169 nucleotides. NCBI's taxonomy places the organism in Eukaryota, Metazoa, Chordata, Mammalia, Primates, Cheirogaleidae. The record is from RefSeq and is a predicted model, not a curated record.
AUUACAGGCGUGAGCCACCGCGCCAGGCCUUGGGUGGGUUUUUUGGUGGGUCUCCAUUCUCUGUGACUCUGAUUGCCUGAGUACAUCCUCUCCUGUUUCUUUGCUUUCCAGACCCUCUCUUGGAUUCUCUGUCUCUACUCUCUUUCUCUCUGUCUCACCCUCAGCCUCCAGUUCAUUUCCUUUAACUUGCUAACACUAACUCUCUUUUCCUCCCUGCUGCAGAUUAGGCAGAAGCUCUGAACACUACAUUAAUUUCUUUACAAAAGAAGAGAAGAAAAAGCAUUCAGUAGGAGCCCAUGGCAAAGGUUACCUGGUCGCAAUAGGGCAAAUGUUUUUGUUUUUUGUUGUUUUUAUAAAAAACCUCUCAACAUCCUAAUAAUAACAAAGAACCUUUCUCCCUUCUAAAAAGCAAAACACUAAUUCUAGAAAUCUCUCUGGGUUUCUGAAGAGGUGGGCUCUUCAGCUGACAUAAAUUAAUAAAUGGAAAAGAAAGAAGCCCCUUAAAGAAUACAUAACUAGCAGUCGCCGGCUCUCCUGGGACAGCUUCUCCAUGGAAAUGUGAGUCGUCAGGGGCGGGAGAAAGGAGUGCGGAGGAGGUAACUGAGCCUCAGUGGGAUAACAGGAGCCCUGGGUUAUGUUGCUGCCUCUGCCACCAUACAGCCAGGUGAAUGAGGCUAGGUGAGCCACAAAACCCCUGGGCCACUGUGUUGUCAUUUUCAGCCCUGACUUUCCUACCUAUCAUUUGCCUGUGUUCAUGUUCAUAGUCUCUAUGCCGGGGGCUUUUCCAACUCAUCAUGUGUUUUUAUGUGUUUUUUUGUUUGUUUGUUUUGCCUUCUUUGGAUUUCCUCUGGACUGGACUGGACUGGAACCUCUAAGAAGCACUGUCAUUUAUAGGCUGUGUUCCCAGUGACCCACUGGGUCACGAGGAGAGAGCUGCUGGGGCCAGGAGGAGGACGUGGAAGGCUGGGUCAGCCAGUGCAGUCGUCACUCCCAACAGGGUCCUGGGAGAAGGGGCUCAGCAUUUCCUGAAGGCACAUGACUCCCAAAAAUAGACAGAGGGAUGGGAAGAGGAUUUGGUCAUCCCUUUCCUCCUGUCAACUCAGCUCUUCCUUCUGGUUGUCCAAACUAUGCAGCCUCUUGUAAAUGUUUUUCAUUCAAAUGUGUCCCUGCCACUGGAGGGUGGGGGUGGGGAUGUGAGCUCUGUUUUCUCCUAUGUUGUAAAUCCAAACAAGAACUGAAAAAGACAUACAUGGCUUUUGUUUGUUCAUUUACCCACAGUAACCUCUCAUGAGUCCGUCUCAAUAUAAGGCCAGAGUUUUUUCAGUGAGGUUUUUUGUUGUUUUUUUUUGACAUUUGGAUCUUUUUUAAUAAAACAAACAUUUAUAGGAGUUCAUUUACAUAAGAAUCACAUUCAUUCCUUAGUCAAUCUUAGUAUCGAUACAAACCCAUGAAGGUGCAUCUUAAUUGUAGUCAGAGAAACACAAAGGAUGAUUAUAAUUUCAAGUGGAAAAUAAGAGCUCUGUUACAUAUCAGAAGCACUUCUGGUUAACAUUAACAGCAUUUUCUAUCUCUCUGGAAUCUUAACAGUUGGGAAGUUUCAACUGAUUUGUAUUAUGCCAUUCAGUGAGGUUUUAUUGGGAAAGAAGUAAGGAGGGAUAUUGUACACCUUCUGAUACCAUGACGUAUUUAACUUCAUGCAAGGGUUCACCAUAUCUUCCCGCUGUAAUGCUUAUAGUAUGCUCUUUACGUCCUCAGAAAGGUUAGGUCUCAUGACAUCAGCCUGACUAAGACUUCAGAUGUUCUUAGCACUUGUAGUGACAGGAAGACUCUCCUUAAGGAGAGAAAGGGACUUCUUGAAAGCUACUCUUGUGCUAUCCAUAGUGUAGAGCUGCAAUCCCCAACCCCCAGCCUGGGGACUGGGUAGCAGUCUUGUCUGGCUGCACAGCGGGAGACGGUGGGCGAGCCAGGGAAGCUUCAUCUGUAUUUACAGCCCCUCCCCAUUGCUUGCAUCACCGCAUAAGGUCCGCCUCCUGUCAGAUCAGGGGCGGCAUUAGAUUCUCAUGGGAGCGUGAACCGUAAGGUGAACUGCCCAUGCGAGGGAUCUAGGUUUCGAGCUCCUUAUGAGAAUCUAAUGCCUGAUGAUCUGAGGCGGAGCUAAGGCGGUGAUGCUUGCGCUGGGGAGUGGCUGCAGAUACAAAUUAUCAUUAGCAGAGAGGUCGGAAUGCACAAUAAAUGUAAUGCACUUGAAGUAUCCCAAAACCAUGCUAUCCUCCCAAUUCCCCCACUUCUUCCUCCCACCCCCCAAAUUGUCUUCCAUGAAACUGGUCCCUGGUGCCAAAAAGGUUGGGGACCACUGCUGUAGAGAACGAUCAGAUCAUACCCAACCUCCUGUGCUAGGUUGGAGGCCAAAUAAAUGAAGGCUUUAGUUUUUUCAGUGGCUGAAAUUUGUUCAGCUUCAGCCGUAUGCAGAUUCAUGUUUAAAAUGGUCACAUAAUGCUAUGAGACACAUACAUCCUUCCUUUUUCACUUUGGGAAAGUCAUUCAAUAUGGAUUGAACAUGGCACUAUGUGUUAGUGGUAAUUCUUCCGGUUGCAUAAGCAAACUAGAGUAGGAGGGUAUCUUGUGGAACCCUUGGGCAGGAAGGCAGCCUGGCCUCAGGAGUGGAAUAGAUGGGGGGGGGGUGCAAAGCCAUUUUUCUUCUGGCAUCAUUCUUCUCCACCAGGUGCUCUCUGGCCCUUAGUCCACAAGCCCGGUGUUUUUGCAUCCGGGUCACACAGAGAUUGACGCAACUCCCCUGGAAGGAAUCUGACUGGCUCAACUUGAGUUAGGCAUUCCUUGGAGCCAAUCAGAUGUGACCUGGGGGGUGGGUCCAUAGUUCACUCACGGCUGCCGGUGUCCUGCUGACCCGUGGACGAGGGAAGGGGCAGUUUGCAGAAAAUCGUGACUCUUAGGUGACCUGGAGCUCCUCUCGGUGCUGACAUGAUGACAGUGUACAGGCCGGCCGAGGGCAGCCACAGCCAGACCGAAAACCUGAGCUACAAAUUGGCUGACAAGGUCAAGGUGGAAGAUCCAAAGACCGGGGAAGACCCUCAAAGGCAACCAAUUGGGUCCUUCAUUCCUUUCCUAGAGGCUGGUCAGGAGCCACCCUUCAGAAGGAGCCCAUUGGAAAGCCUCAGUAACCUCGUGCUAGAGUCAAGAGUGGACAUGUUCAGCUCAAAUAUGAUCAUCAGUGACCCAGCUGCAGAAGCCAGCAGGGCCGGGAAGAAGCAGCUCAGAGGUGCUCAGAACCCCCACCCAUCUGCCAGGGUCGGAGCCCGGCACAAGUCCCUCAGCAUUAAGGAUAAGAUAUCAGCAUGGGAAGGGAAGAAGGAGUCACCCACUCCUGCACCCGGCAGGAGAGCAGACGGACAAGAGGAUUAUCUGACAUCCUGUGUGGUGGGGAGGAGAAGUAGUGAUGGGGUGAGACCUCAGGCCACAGAGGCUAAGAUUGGAACAAGGCUGGAAGUAGAGAGCAGAGAAAAUGAGAGGAAUAAAGGAGGAGUGAAAGUUAGGGGACAGGACCCAGAGCAGAGGCAAGACCCAAGCCAGCUGGACAGGGUGCUGGAUCCUAGCUUGGGCAGGGGCCGAGAGCCAAGGGUUGGCAAGCGCUUUCAGAAUGAUCACCUCUCGGUGCUGAAGCAAGUCAAGAAACUUGAGCAGGCUUUGAAGGAUGGGUCGGCAGGGUUGGAUCCCCAGUUGCCUGGGACUUGUUAUUCACCACACUGCCUGCCCGACAAGGCAGAGGAGGGGCCCACCCUGCCUGAGAACCUGGGAGGCGGGGGAGGCUCGGAAGUCAGCCGGAGAGCCCACCACUUGGACCUGGAAGGCAGGAUGCCUGCCUCUGAGGCUGCUGAGGACAGGAAAGGUUCUUGCGGAAAGCCUGGGGACCAGAGCCUUGAGAGUGUGUACAGGGGUUCGGAGGGGUCCCCCCCAAAGCCCUUCAUCAACCCCCUGCCAAAGCCCCGGAGGACUUUCAAACAUGCCGGCGAAGGGGACAAGGAUGGGAACCCAGGCAUCAGCUUCAGGAAAGAGAAAAGAAACCUGCCUCCCCUGCCCUCUCUGCCUCCCCCGCCCCUGCCCUCCUCUCCCCCGCCUCCCUCUGUGAACAGAAGGCCAUGGACCGGGAGACAGAAAUCCAGCGCUGACCACAGAAAGUCCUAUGAGUUUGAAGACUUACUGCAGUCUUCCUCUGAGAACAGCAGGGUGGACUGGUACGCACAGACUAAGCUGGGACUCACACGCACUUUAUCGGAGGAGAACGUCUAUGAAGACAUUCUAGAUCCACCAGUGAAGGAAAACCCUUAUGAGGACAUCGAGUUACAUGGUCGCUGCCUGGGGAAGAAGUGUGUCUUGACCUUUCCUGGUUCUCCCACCUCUUCAAUCCCUGACACACCCACCAAGCAGUCAUUGUCCAAACCUGCUUUUUUCCGGCAAAAUUCAGAGAGGAGGAACUUCAAACUGCUGGACACUAGGAAGCUGAGUCGGGAUGGAACUGGGUCCCCUUCCAAAAUCAGCCCCCCCUCCACUCCCAGCAGCCCUGAUGACACGUUCUUUAACCUCGGAGACCCACAGAAUGGCAGGAAGAAGAGAAAGAUACCCAAGCUGGUGUUGCGAAUCAAUGCCAUUUAUGAGGCCCGGAGAGGAAAGAAACGGGUGAAGAGGCUGUCCCAGUCCACGGAGAGCAACUCAGGAAAAGUGACAGAUGAGAACAGUGAGUCUGACAGUGACACGGAGGAGAAGCUGAAAGCUCACAGCCAGCGCCUGGUCAAUGUGAAGUCCCGCCUGAAGCAGGCGCCUCGGUACCUGUCCCUUGACCGUGAACUCAUCGAGUACCAGGAGAGGCAGCUCUUCGAGUACUUUGUGGUCGUGUCUUUGCACAAGAAGCAGGCCGGGGCUGCCUACGUGCCGGAACUCACCCAGCAGUUCCCGCUGAAGUUGGAAAGGUCUUUCAAGUUCCUGAGAGAGGCUGAGGACCAGCUAAAGGCUAUUCCCCAGUUCUGUUUCCCCGAUGCCAAGGAUUGGACUCCUGUCCAGCAGUUUACCAGUGAAACAUUCUCAUUUGUCUUGACCGGAGAAGACGGGAGCAGAAGGUUCGGUUAUUGCCGAAGACUGCUGCCUGGAGGCAAAGGGAAGCGUCUUCCUGAAGUUUACUGCAUUGUGAGCCGCCUGGGAUGCUUCAGCCUCUUCUCAAAGAUCUUGGAUGAGGUAGAAAAAAGACGAGGCAUCUCUCCUGCCCUGGUGCAGCCCCUCAUGAGGAGUGUCAUGGAAGCCCCUUUCCCAGCCCUGGGCAAAACCAUCCUUGUCAAGAACUUCUUGCCGGGUUCAGGAACUGAGGUGAUUGAACUGUGCCGCCCGCUGGACUCCCGGCUCGAACACGUGGACUUUGAGUCUCUCUUCUCCUCUCUCAGCGUCCGCCACCUGAUCUGUGUUUUUGCGUCCCUGCUUCUGGAAAGGAGGGUCAUCUUCAUUGCAGACAAGCUCAGCACCCUGUCCAAGUGCUGCCACGCGACAGUGGCGCUCAUCUACCCCUUCACCUGGCAGCACACCUACAUCCCGGUGCUGCCGCCUGCCAUGAUUGACAUCGUGUGCUCGCCCACCCCCUUCCUCAUCGGGCUGCUCUCCAGCUCGCUGCCGCUGCUCAGGGAGCUGCCGCUGGAAGAGGUCCUUGUGGUCGACCUGGUCAACAGUCGCUUCCUCAGACAGAUGGAAGACGAGGAUUCCAUCCUGCCCCGCAAGCUGCAGGUAGCGCUGGAACACAUUCUGGAACAGAGGAACGACCUGGCUUGUGACCAGGAGGAAGGGUCCCCUGACUGCAAGCACAGCCCCGAGUCCAGCCCCUUGAACGAGGUGGUGUCUGAAGCCUUUGUCCGCUUCUUCGUGGAGACCGUGGGCCACUACUCCUUGUUCCUGACGUCGGGCGAGCGCGAGGAGAGGACCCUGCAGCGAGAGGCCUUCCGCAAAGCUGUCUCCUCCAAGAGCCUCCGCCGCUUCCUGGAGGUCUUCAUGGAGACCCAGAUGUUUCGGGGCUUCAUCCAGGAGCGGGAGCUGCGCCAUCAGGAUGCCAAGGGUCUAUUUGAGGUCCGAGCCCAAGAGUAUCUGGAAACACUCCCCAGUGGAGAGCACAGCGGUGUCAAUAAGUUCCUGAAGGGACUAGGCAAUAAAAUGAAGUUUCUCCACAAGAAAUAACCCUCAGCUCAGCCUCAAGGGACAACUUCCUCCUAGUGCGACCACAUGCUUUAAAAACAGUUCCUGGUGGCCUUUCUGAAAGGCUGGGUCCCUGGCUGUCCCAGUGCUGGGUGAGCGACCAGGACGUUUCCUGCCACCGCCGAGCUCUCCCCGGACCGGGGCCUGAGAGCCGCCCAGCGGAUGCCAUGGAAAGGGAGCCUGAGAGCAGGCCUGCGCCGACACGCACACGGAUUGUUUAGGUUUGGGGAUUGGGGUUUUUUUAAUCUUAGAUAUUAAAAAUAAGAAAAGCGUUUGGGUUUUCUUUUUAUUAUGCCAGGGCUAGGAAAAAUCUCCCCUGCACUGCUCUGUCCUGUUCAUCCUGUCCGGCGGCUCGGCUCUGGAGCCAGGAUCAGAACGAGGCUCUCCUCUGGGCAGGACUGGGGACAGGCGUGGGACGUGAGCCGGGAGGGAGGCUGGGAAGCCUGGGGACACGUGCAGAUGCUGGUGCCCCAGGUCCAGAGCGAUCCCCUUGGUGGACAGAUGGGCCCUUCCCCUGGGGCAGAGGCCAGGGAGCAAGGGGAGCAUUAGGGGAUGUGGCUUCCCGGACGGACCAGCUGCUCUUCCAGAAUGGUCAGUGAUGCCACCUGGUGGCCGAGGCCACGGACUGCUCUCUUCCCUAGUGGACCUGACUCUUCUCCAGUGCCUUUUCCCUCUUACAAGCCAUAGAGCUGAGCCAGGCUUGGCCUGCGCCUGUGGUCCCAGCUACUCAGGAGGCUGAGGUGGGAGGGGCGCUGGAGCAGUUCCCAAGUUCAAGGCUGCAGUGAGCUGUGACCACUCUACUGCACUCGGGAGACAGCGAGACCCUGUCUCAAAAUAAAUAAAUAAAAAGAAGCCAUGGAACCGUCUGUUGCCUAAGUCCAUGGCUUUUAGAGGUGUACACACAAAAAGAAAAAGUCUCCUUAGAUCUGUUAAAGAGGUUCUUGGGGUCCUAAAGUUUCUGACACUGCCCAGGCCCACCUCACAACACAUAGGCCAGCACUUUGGCCCCGUUGCCAUGUACACUAUGUGAAGUAUUCUCAUCUCGCUCCAGGAACCCGGGCCCGCGCACGUGAAAUAGUGCCUGUGCAGGCUCAGUGCCAGGGAGGGUCAACACGCUGGGGCAGCUUCAUCAGACUCCUGCAGCCAGAGAAGCAGCUGGCAUCCUCUGCACUAGAAGCAGGGAGGGCGAGGGAGAAGGCCACACCUCAGGACCACCUGAGGGCUGGCCCACAGCGCAGAGAAGGGAGGAGUCCUGUGCACAGCACAGGCAAGUCCUCAGAGCCAGCCUCAGGGCCACCCGGAGCCCCGUGCCUGCAGAUGCCACCGUACAGCCCCUCUGGACGCCGUCCGUGGCCCUGACAGAGACACAAAAGGGCUGUGCAGUGACCUGGCGACCGCCCAGGGGCCUGUGCUGCCUGGCAGAGGGUCUCAGCCUUUAGGGAGUUGGGAGCAAAGGGGUCUUCUGAGGAAAAAUGGGAACAAGAGGAAAAGGAGAAGGGACAGACUUCUUCUGCAUUAGGGGUAACUACCGCUUGGCUGGAGUUGUGAACCACUCCCGAAUUGCAUCUGAGAUUUGGUGUGUCCAUUUACUUUUCAGGAAAGAGGAGCCUUACUCUAUAUCUGAUUCUCAAAGGCCCCCUAGAAUGGUAGGGACCACACUAUGCAUAGAAAUUAGCCUGGAUAGAUGUGUGUGGCUGGGGCUUAGGGGGACGCUGAAUGAGUCUCUGAGUGUAGGGGCUCAGGAAUGUGUAUCUAACAAGCUCCUCCGAUUAGCAAACUUUAUUAAUAUUCUGCAUAUUUUUAUAUUGCCCAGAAAUGAUCACUUUUAAUAUUUUGGAAUAUACUUUCUUUCCUAACUUAUUUCACAUUAUGUUGUUUACUUAAUACCUCUAAGUGAAUAAAUAUACAUCUUUUCAACACUCCUAA